This is a messenger RNA of Sciurus carolinensis (gray squirrel), 1420 nucleotides long. RefSeq names its product density regulated re-initiation and release factor (gene Denr). The record is from RefSeq and is a predicted model, not a curated record. The transcript has 8 exons. Gene Ontology annotation, molecular function: translation initiation factor activity; mRNA binding. Lineage: Eukaryota; Metazoa; Chordata; Mammalia; Rodentia; Sciuridae. Bases 158 to 754 code for a protein of 198 amino acids. Gene Ontology annotation, biological process: translation reinitiation; formation of translation preinitiation complex.
UCUCGCGAUAAAGGCUUAUUGUCUCGCGGGAGCGCGUCUGGUAGACGGGCUCUCCGGAGGCCCUGGCUGGGAAAGAGGAGUUGCAUGUGUCGCUUCAGCUGGCGGGAGCUGCGGGAGCGGCGGCGGAGAGGGCUGUACGACCUCCUGGGUUUGUGAAAUGGCUACUGAGAUUUCUGAAUCCAGUGGGGCUGAUGGCAAAGGAGAUCCAAGGAAUAGUGCCAAGUUAGAUGCUGAUUACCCACUUCGAGUCCUUUACUGCGGAGUCUGUUCAUUACCAACAGAGUACUGUGAAUAUAUGCCUGAUGUUGCUAAAUGUAGACAGUGGUUAGAGAAGAAUUUUCCAAAUGAGUUUGCAAAACUCACUGUAGAAAACUCGCCCAAACAAGAAGCUGGAAUUAAUGAAGGUCAAGGAACAGUAGGGGAAGAAGAAGAGAAGAAAAAACAGAAGAGAGGUGGAAGGGGUCAAAUAAAACAGAAAAAGAAGACUGUACCACAAAAGGUUACUAUAGCUAAAAUUCCCAGAGCAAAAAAGAAAUAUGUGACAAGAGUGUGUGGCCUUGCAACUUUUGAAAUUGAUCUUAAAGAAGCACAAAGAUUUUUCGCUCAAAAAUUCUCCUGUGGUGCCUCAGUAACAGGGGAAGAUGAAAUCAUCAUUCAGGGGGACUUUACAGAUGACAUAAUUGAUGUCAUUCAGGAAAAAUGGCCGGAGGUGGAUGAUGACAGCAUUGAAGACCUUGGAGAAGUUAAGAAGUGAUUUUGAAAAACAGGUCUAUAUUUAAUGAUCUGGACUGAACUGAUAUGGCCAAAGGGAGAGAGGCCUUUUAAAUAUAUAUAUAUUUAUCCUACAGUAAAACUGUAGACACCCUUGGCAUUUUCACUGUCCCGUACAAGGCUGCUUGGUUUUUUUAUUGCCAAAGUCUAAUAAACAGGGGAGACUGUCAUGCUUAUGCAUGACUCAAUUUAGUCAAAUAAAAAAUUUUGGUCAUUUGGUACUGACUUUUUCCUUUCUUUCUAACUUUUUAUUUUGGAAAAACACUAUAAACUUUUUUUUUUUUCUUUUUGGCGGUGCUGGGGAUAAAACCCAGGGUCUUGCAUGUGCUAGGCAAGUACUCUGCCACUGAGCUACACUCCCAGAUCCAAUGCUGUGGACUUUUUGUGGGAAGCAUUUCUGUUGGUUACCUUACUGAUUCAAAGUUGAGUUAUUUUUAAAAGGAAUUUGAAUUUGGCUUCCUUACCAGUAAUGUUUUCUUACUUCUUUGGUGCGAUACUUAUAAGUGAGAUUCUAAUAGAUUUAUGGUUGAGUUUGUUUCAUUGUUACCAACAAAGUUCAUUUUGUGGGCAUAACAACACACUAUUGUAGUAAUUGUUUAAGCUGUUCUGAAGACUGUUUGGUAAAGUAUAUUAAAGCCUUAAAACCAUG